CUUAUAUUUUGUUGAUUUGCAGUAUUGUUACUUAAAAAGGGUUACCUAAAGUAAGGUCGAAACGUUGUAACAAAUUCAAUAAAAUUUGCCAAUUGGGUUGACAAUAAGCUCACUGUUUUAAUUUUUAAUCAUCACUGGCGGCUAUAAGUGACAUUUUUCCUUUGUUAAUAGUUUUACUUCUAUUUUAUGUGUAUAUGUUAUUAAAUAUACCACAACAGUAGCUUUAAUUUAUUGUCAAUAUUUGUUUGCGUCUUGUAGAAAAAAUAUAUCAAUUGAUUAUUCUGACAUCGAUUGCCACAAUUGCCAAAUUGCUUAAUAUUAAAAAAUUGUAUUAAAUCACCAAAUCCACGACCUUAUCCACGAAUGAAGUUGCCUUGAGAAGUUCGUUGAUUUCCAGCAUUUUGCAACUUCAAGGUUCGUUGUUCCUGCGGCGGCGCGAAACAGGGUGACCUUGCUUGCGAUCGCAACUCGGCGCGAUCAAGGCCCCAGAUUCUCCACUGCAUCCGAGCCUUCUUUGCAGGUUCGUUUCCACGUUGGAUCAUUGGCUACCUAGAUCUUGGACGGUGCAACACGCUUCCGCUGCAAAACACCAAGUUUCACAGUGCGGUGAAUGUGACGCCGGUGGGGCGAAAUUUUGGCUCGUCAUCGGUUCCGCACUUCCAGAGGAGCGAUGUGGUGGCAGUUCUAUUACGUCCUGUUAUACGUGCCAGUGUUGGCAUCGGUUAGGAUGUCCGCCCUCGAUGGGCCCCUUUUGAAGCCCUUUCGUGCCAUUCGAAAUUGGACUUUCGAUGCUUUCGGUAGAACAGGAACGGAGGAACGAUAUCUGCAAAUGGCGAGAGAUGCAAAUAAAGUGCAAACACCCAUUCCCGACUACGUUCCGUUUCCUUGUAAUGUGGCAGACGGUCGGUCGCCAAAAGUGCCAGAGUCGGUUCAUAAGUUAAGACCAGGUGAUAUCGACGUGAUCGCCGCGAUGGGCGAUUCUCUUACGGCUGGAGCCGGAAUUUUUGCCAGCAACGUGUUGCAAGUUAUCAUAGAAAAUAGAGGAGUCACUGCGACUGGCGGAGGCCAAGGCACGUGGAGAGAAUAUCUAACCGUUCCCAAUAUCAUUAAGGAAUUCAACCCCAAUUUGAUAGGAUACGCAUUGGGAGACUCUUUGACGACACACAAGGCAUCGCAAUUGAAUGUUGCCGAAUCCGGUGCCGAGUCCGCGGAUAUGCCUUACAUGGCGGAAAUAUUAAUCAAGAGGAUUAAAAAUAAUCCGAGGAUAAAUUUGCAGAAACAUUGGAAGUUUAUUUCGCUGAUGAUCGGAUCCAAUGACUUUUGCAAUGAAUUGUGUUGGGAUUCGUCUAGGUCAGUUCUUGAAAGUCACAAAGCUGAUCUACUUCAAACUUUGCGGACGCUAAGAGACAAUUUGCCGCGGACUUUCGUGGCACUGAUUCUGCCACCACAUUUAAAAGCCUUGGUCGACAGUCGUAAUGGAAGACCAUCGUUCCAGUGCUUUCUCACAACGGACUUCGAGUGCUCUUGUCUGUUUGGUCUCGUAUAUCGACGUUCUAGAGCCAUGUAUUAUGACAUUAUACGACAGUGGCAGUUGCUAGAGAUGGAAAUCGCCGCUUAUCCAGAAUUUCAAAGAGAUGACUUUGCAGUUGUAGCUCAGCCUCUCCUGAUGAAUUUAAGUCUACCAAUUGCCUCAGACGGAUAUACCGAUAUGUCAUAUUUAAGCAGCGACUGUUUUCACAUUACCCAAAAGACCAACGCUCUUUAUGCAAUCAGUUUAUGGAACAACUUGUUGCAACCAGUAGGCGCCAAAGCGAAGAAGUGGGCCGACCACCUCCGUUGCCCAACGCCAGAGAGGCCCUAUUUUACUACAAUGUUAAAUUCAAAGUAACAAGAUGUUACUACUGAAACUGCCGUUGCGAUUCGAAAGAGAAUUAUUGGCACUUAACAAAAGAGAAAGUAUCGAUAGCUUUAUUGGGUCAUCAAUCAUAGCCAUGCCGCGAGCUUUAAACAGAGUCGCACUGACAAUUAUUUAAGCGUAGAUAAAAUAUUACGAUGCAUUUAUCAACCCUUUAAAGGACAGAAAUGGAAUGCGGACAGAAAAUUAUUGUAUAUCGUGUCAAGUUACAAGUCAAUUAUUCCACGAUGGUGCAAAAGGUUAAGUGAUAUUAAUCCGUCAAAUACUUUACCAUCUGCCACUUCUUAUAGAUUUAAUGUAAAUGUAAACUGUGCUCAAUUUAGUUCAACUUCAUAUAUUUAGGAUUAUAUCGUAAACUGCAAGACACGUGUGAUUGAUGUAAAUGUUAUUUCUGCGAAAUAGCUCAGAGA
Messenger RNA from Vollenhovia emeryi, 2325 nucleotides. Its product is annotated as phospholipase B1, membrane-associated-like. Bases 671 to 1888 code for a protein of 405 amino acids. The record is from RefSeq and is a predicted model, not a curated record. The transcript has 7 exons. Gene Ontology annotation, molecular function: glycerophospholipase activity. Lineage: Eukaryota; Metazoa; Arthropoda; Insecta; Hymenoptera; Formicidae. Gene Ontology annotation, biological process: phospholipid metabolic process.